GUAAGACUCAGAACCAAUAUGGCAGCCUCCAUGGAUUUUCAUCUGCGCCUCCUGCGAGAUUUGUUCAAAGGGAUUAGUAUUCUAACUUCACCUUCCAGUGAACCUUCAGCAACACAAGGGGAUAGCUCCAGAAAUGAUCUUCUUGAAGGCUCUCUCACCAAGUCCAUGGAGGCCCUCCACAAUGCUCUGGAUGGAAACUCAGAUCUCCAGAAUCCUACGGCUAUCUUUAAAGAUAACCAGGCUUCCUUGAGGUCUAAACUCCAGCAGGUUACUGAUACGAAAUGGGUCUAUGUGGAACAUUGCCUGGCCAUGCUUGAGAGCCUGAGAUGCUGCUACCAGGACGCCUUGCAAACAUACGAGGAGGAGCAGAGAAAGAUCGAGGGAGCUCCUACAAUACCCCUGACACCGAACAUGGCUCCCACUGCAUCACCAGACACCCUUAGUUUCAACCAACAGGCUACUCUAUCUUCUCUCACUCAGUUCAUCAUCUCGCUUGGGAUCUGCCCGGCACUGUUGAAAGGAGUCGGGCUCCCUCUCAAUGUCAGAUCCCGGUUGGCCGCUUCCUUCAUGCCAACGGACAAACCUCUUCCUUUCAAAGAGAGGCAGCGAAGGUUGAUGGUAAUCCUCAAGGUCUUCAGCGAUUGCAUAAAGCAACCUGUCUUUGGUGGGUUCAUCCUCUCUAAGAACUUGAAUGAUGUUUUGGCUUCAUUGAUUCAGGUGGUGUGCACCAUGGAGAUUCAGAAGACUAUUAAGAUCAAGAAACCUGAUGGCAGUCUUGUUAGUCCAGCUGAAAGAGAACCAGCCCUUCCUCCCUCUGAUAUCACCUUUGCCAAAUCCCAGCUGGAUCACCUGACCCGUCACUGCUAUCAGCCUUCGGUCAUCAAGGAGCUUCUCAUCCUCCAGGGCGGUAUGGGAUCUGGGAUCAAAGGUCAAAGCACUCUCCCCAAGCCUCCCCUGUGGUUGAGAAAAAUGUGUGGGGACCUGCUGGCUGAGAGGAUCAUGACAGAAAAAGGAGUAGCCCAUUUUCUGCUGGGCCUCGUUGAUGAUGGAGACACCUCAUCUGGUUCUUGGGCUCGAUGUGAUGCCUUAGCAAACCUGUUAGCAACGCCCCCUUCCACAGCUGUUUCAAAGGAGGCUUACUUUAAAAGCAUCUGCUGUCAGAUAUUAGAUGUUCUUCAUUCUGGAGAUGACAUCAUGAUGAGACAGAUCAUCCGAGUCAUCAGUAGUUCUAUAGUUGUCAUAGUAACAGAUGAGAAAGUGCUAGCCAAGCAGUACAUCCUCGACCCACUCUUCAAAGCUCUCAAAGCUGAAAAAGAUGCCAAAGGUAGCAGUCAGCUCAUACUAACUAGUGAGGCUGAGCUAUCACAAUGCAUCAAUGACAUCUACAGAAUAUUUAUCAUUGGAAGAGAACCAAGCCCCCUCCUCCUUUCAUGUCUUACACCCAUCCUUCAUCAUCUCUUCUCUCUGUAUGCGUUCUCUAUGGAAGGAGUCUGCAACCUCAGGGCAAAGGUAGAGGAGAUCCUAUGUACUUACCUCCGUACCUCGGAUCAUAGCACAGCCCUCCAUGCCAUGGAACACAUCUCAGCCAUACGGGCACAUGGUCUGAAUGACAGAAUGAAUGGCAAGGUCACAUUCAGACCAGGAUCUAGCGGUGGUGCAAUCAUGGUCUAUCAAGGAGAUUCAAGUGUUGAGGAGUUGUUCACGCAGACCUUGAUGAGCCAUGAGCACAUUGGAAGAUGCUGUACUGCUCUUUUACUCAAGGUCUCACAGGAAAAGCUCUCUGCUGACUUCUUUAUCUCGGUACUCAAUGAGAUGACAGCAGCAGUUGCAUCACUGGAUUCUUCCAGUUCGGAACAGAGAGAUCCUCCGUCUGGUCCUUCAGGACAUAGUAGUGAACUCCUGGACCUAGAGCCUUCUUCAUGGCCUGACAGGAUUAAUACAGUGCAGCACGCUCUCAGGGUUCUGGCUGUUCUUGAGCAGCUCUGUGAGGCCUUUGGACCUGAUGUCCUCAAGGACACUUACCACCUGCUACAGUUCUGUCAGGCUUCUCUCCAGAGGUGUGUGGAUCGACUGAAGCAGGAGGGAGAGGAAGGGAUAGACAUCCCAGGUGUCUUGGAGACAGAGACCUUGACACUGGCUGUGACCUUGCUCUCUGCUAUGACCACUGGAGAACAGAAGAAAAAAUUUGGAUCAACUGAUAGAAAAAUCCUUCAGGAUAUUCUUCCCCUUUUGAUGACCAUUGCCAAACUUCACUCAUUGGAACUCAUCCAGAAGAUGGCAGAUGACCUUGCGAUUGCCAUAGCAACUCAUGGUGCUGUGUCAUCAUCCUCCAUUCACCACGCAGGGAAAGACGUGAGGAAAGGUGGAAAGACGAAUGAACAGUUGAAAGUAAAUACAACCAAGGGCAACACCAUUGGAGUGCCAGGUCGAACAAAAGCUCAGACCUCUGUAGAAUCUGAUGUACCGGCAAGUAGUUGUACAAAGAGCAGUAAAGAGGUCAACAGGAUCAGUAGAGAGGUCUCUACCAGUAACGACAUUGGCAAACCUUUACUACCUCAUUCAAAUACUGAAGAAAAGGGAGAAGCAAUGGGACGAACUAAGGGUAUGGAUAUUCCUGGUAAAUCUACAAAUCAAAAUCAGGAUGAACUGUCUUGGACAAAUCCUUCUUUGGGGAUAUGUGAAAAUGUGUCUCAGAGACAAGAACCAUGUCAACAAGCAGAUAACACUGGAGCUGAUGGUGAUCUUAAAGUUCAUUCUGGAGAAAGUGCAUUGCAUGACAAAAGUAGUAGUGAUUUGGAGAUAUCUAAGAAUAAUAGAUCAGCAGAUACUGAAAGUAGAGUAUCAGACCUUGAUAAUAGUGAAUCUCAAAUGCCAGCGAAUCAUAAUAAUCCCAAGAUAGAUCAACAAAAUAGGAAAGAUGAGGAUUCAAUGCAACAAGAAAAGCCAACAAGUGAAGCUUUUGAUGAAGCAAUUAGAGACCUCACAGACCCUCUGCUCCCUGUACGAGGCCACGGUCUCAUCAUGCUGACCAGACUCCUCAAAGAGAAAGACCCUAGAGCCAUAGCUGAGAGCAAAACCUUACUCGCGAUCUUUGAAGAACAUCUUUCUGAUGACGACACCUACAUCUACCUCCCAUGCAUCAAUGGACUGGUAGCUUUGGCAGCAUCACAUCCAGACCGGGUUAUGCCUCAUCUCUGCAGUACCUUCACCAGUGGUCAUGCGUCCGACCAGAGCAGACAGUGGUCAGCGACCAGUCGAACGGUUUCCUUGGAGAAGACGCUCAAGAUGGGAGAAGCUUUGGUCAGAGCAACAAGAGAACUUGGAGAGCUAGUUCCACACUACAGGGAUCUCUUGUUGAAUACCAUCAUGGCCGCCACCAGACACUCGGACGCUCAUAUCAGGGCAAGCAGUCUAGCCCAUCUAGGGGAGGUCUGUGGGCUUCUUAAGUACUCCAUUGGUGCUGUGAUUCAUGAGGUUCUGAAUUGUGUAACAUCUGCUCUCAAAAGUGACCCUGAGCCCGAGGUCAAAAGGUCAGCUGUUCAGGUCAUGAACCUUCUCCUGCGAGGUCUUGGAAAAGAUGCCAUACAAGUUCUGGAUACCUCGAUACGGGAUGUCUACCGAUGCCUCAAGCAUGUUAGAGAUGUUGAGAAGGAUGACGUGUUGCUCCUACAUGCCCAGCUUGCCAUGGAAGAACUGGACAUUAUCAUGAAACAAUACCUGUUCCCUAAGCAGACUCUGUCAAAGAAGAUCACAGUGUUAAAUCCAUAGGCAUGGUUUCAAAAAACCAUGUGAAACCCGAUGGACAAAAGGUGACACUGCAAGUCACUCUUGGUAGGUGGUUUGAUUAGUGAGAAUUUUUUUUUAAAUUAGAAAUAUCAAAAAAUAUAUUUGAGUGAGAAGAAUAGUACUAUGGGUACAUAUAGAAGUUCAUUUAAUGCCAAUGAUGAUAACUCCGCUACAGCUGGGGUGAUAAUAUUCCAUUCCACAGAGAACAAGACCGCUGAAAGACCUUUGAAAGACCAUGAAUACUGGUUGAUCUUUUAGAGGUCUCUUAAUGAACCUACAAUGGUCUUUGAGGUCUCACACGAGUCCUGACCAAUCUGUCAGUG
Lytechinus variegatus (green sea urchin) is the source of this 4109-nucleotide messenger RNA. It is a transcript of the gene tango6, whose product is annotated as transport and Golgi organization protein 6 homolog. NCBI's taxonomy places the organism in Eukaryota, Metazoa, Echinodermata, Echinoidea, Temnopleuroida, Toxopneustidae. Bases 19 to 3768 code for a protein of 1249 amino acids. The transcript has 14 exons. The record is from RefSeq and is a predicted model, not a curated record. Gene Ontology annotation, biological process: protein secretion.